Molecule: messenger RNA, 1906 nt
Organism: Schistocerca gregaria
Lineage: Eukaryota; Metazoa; Arthropoda; Insecta; Orthoptera; Acrididae
Product: inactive hydroxysteroid dehydrogenase-like protein 1
Exons: 6
Coding region: 5-961 (318 amino acids)
Cellular component (GO): endoplasmic reticulum
Molecular function (GO): oxidoreductase activity
Source: RefSeq, a predicted model, not a curated record
CGCCAUGGAGACGCUGCUGUGGCUGCUGGCUGGCCUGGGCUGCGUGCUGCUGGCCUGGGUGGUGGCCGCGCUAGCCUGCACAGCUCUGCCCGCCCUCUGGCUGUGGCUGCGCCCCGACUCCGUGGACCUCGUCCGCAAGUUCGGCCAGUGGGCUGUGGUUACUGGUUCAACAGAUGGUAUUGGUAAAGCAUAUGCCCUUGAGCUAGCAAGACGUGGACUCAACAUAGUCCUUAUUAGCAGGAACCAGCAGAAGUUGGAUGGCGUUGCAAAAGAGAUUGAAUCGAAGUUCAAUGUACGAACAAAAACAAUAUCAGUAGACUUUAGUAAAGGAAAAGCAGUAUUUGAUAUAAUUGAAUAUGAACUCAAAGACAUCCCUAUUGGAAUUUUGGUAAACAAUGUAGGUCGCAUGUACACAUAUCCAAUGUAUCUAACAGAAGUGCCUGAACAAGAAUUGUGGGACAUUGUCAAUAUCAAUAUUGGUGCUACAACGUUGAUGACUAGAUUGGUGCUUCCACAAAUGCAGCAGAGGAGAAAGGGAGCCAUCAUUAACGUUUCAUCAGGAUCAGAGCUUCAACCACUCCCUCUCAUGACUGUGUAUGCUGCCUCAAAGGUGUUUGUGAAAAGCUUUUCAGAUGCUCUACGCUAUGAAUAUAGCCAGUAUGGAAUAACAGUACAGCACCUCUCACCAUUGUUUGUAAACACAAAGAUGAAUGCAUUCAGUCAUCGGCUUCAGUCAACAAACCUAUUUGUUCCUGAUGCUACAACAUAUGCACGAAAUGCUGUAAACACUCUUGGCAGGCUAAACAGCACAACUGGUUACUGGGCACAUGGAAUACAGUAUUUCUUUCAUGGGAUACCUCCUGUAUGGGUUAGAACUUAUCUUGGAGGCAUCAUGAACAAGGUGUUCCGAAAAGAUUACUUGGAAGCUGUGUCAAAGGUGCCUCAAGAAAUAAAACAAUAAAUAGCAAUCCUUGCCAGUGUUCAAAACAAAAUGUUGUCCUGCAUACUUCCUGUAUGUGUAAUAUUAGCUUCAUCUGUGGUGGACAGUAAGUCACUCAAUGAAACAACACAUAUUUAUAAGAAAAUUGGUGAUGCAGCUUUUUGUUUUGUGUGAUAUGAUCUGAAAUGGAAAUAUUCUUCUUCAGAUGAUCAUUAUUGUGAAUAGAUUCAAAAAGGAAUACAUGAAACUCCUGUGUCUUAUGUGUUUCACAUUGCCAAUGUAUUCUUUUGAACUUAUGUGUUGUUGACACUGUUCAGUUGGGUUAUCCAGAGUGUGUCACUAAUUGUGUUUCGUGUUUGUGAGUCUGUUGUCUAGAUAAUUAUAAUGGUAUUCAUAUCUUUGAACUCAGAUGCAUUGCCUGUUAAAUGCUAUUUGUGAAUGUGCACUAGGAAAUUAGUUCUAUGUUUUUAAGACUGCCAAUAAUGUAUAUAAUAUCUAUAUAAUCACUAAGAAAAUCAAGUACGUCACUUUCCAGCAUUAAGAACGACUGAAAAAAAUGUGUAUGCACUGACUGACAAAUGAACUUAUCUGUUAUUCAUAGAUACACUCAAAAGUAAAUUAUGAAUUUUGAACUUCCAGAAUCAAACUAUGUUCAGUAGAUUAAAGAGAAAUCAAUAUUGAACAAAAUGAUGAAGGAAAGUAGUCGUAGCAACAUAAGAAAGUAAAUCAGAACCUGUCUGAAGAGAGACUAGGUACCAAACAAAACCAGAGAACAAGCUUGGUAUUCAACAGUCAGAUGUACAUGAUAUUUCACUCAAAAGAAUCAGCUAAUAGACUUAAUCUAAACAGCUGUAGAAAAAAGCUGAUGUUGUCGUAUGGUAAAUGAAAGACAAUUAAAGUUAAGCAUAUAUAAGUAUUUGUUACAUACACAUAAAAAUCAAGAGACUUAAAAAAACAAUACUAAAA